UUUCGCUAGGGCCGCCAUUUUGAAUUUAAUUUCACAUCGACUAUUCUCCGGACGUUCUGAAUGUAGAGGAUCAAGAGAUAUUUAAGGAAGAACAAAUUGCGGAACUAUGACCACAGCAGCAAGACCGACCUGGGACACCGCAAAGGGUGGCCGAGGAAAAGGAGAGGGUGACCUCUCGGCAUUAUCAAAGCAGUAUUCGAGUCGGGAUUUACCAUCACACACAAAACUAAAACACAGGCAAACAGGUCAAGACACUGUUGAAGAGGUCCGCAGCAGAGACUUCCGCAAAGAUUUGGAAGAGAAUGAACGUCAAGCAGCACGUGAGCGUGUGAAGGAGAAAGGAAUCAAAUCAGCAGUUGAACAACCAAAGAAACCUCGACUUGAUCAACCACCUCCCUCAAAUCUAGAUGCAGAUGAUCCAGUUGAUGACGAUGAUGACGAUGAUGACGAUGAAAGUGAUGAUGAAGAUGACACAGCAGAACUUCUCGCUGAGCUGCAAAGAAUAAAAAAAGAAAGAGCCCAAGAGGAAGCCAAAAAGGAGAGAGAAAAGAAAGAAGAAGAGGAAAAAAUAAGAAUGGAAAAUAUUAUGACUGGAAAUCCCUUACUCAACACACAGAACAAUUUCAAAGUGAAGAGAAGAUGGGAUGAUGAUGUUGUAUUCAAGAAUUGUGCCAAAGGAGAGGAUGGAAAAAAGAAGGAACAACACUUCAUCAAUGACACCUUACGUUCAGAAUUCCACAAGAAGUUCAUGCAAAAAUAUGUUAAAUAAUGAAAAGAUUUGACUGCUGUCUAGACAACUCUGCAUGCAGGCAUCUUAUUCUGGUCAUAGUAGAAUGAUGUGUAGCAACACUUAUUAGAGAGAAUUUUGCUUUCCAAGAACUGAGAAUGCUUUUAUUGCAACCAGGGAAACUUGGGUUCAUUGAUCUCUGAUAUAUGUUCCAGUUCACAUCUUAAGAUGGUUUCAUCUAACAUCCCCACAUGGAAGGAGAAUAUAUCCACUUGUGACAUGUCUGCUUGGGAUAUUUGAUUGAUUAUAAAACAAACCAUUUUUGAAA
Pocillopora verrucosa is the source of this 1055-nucleotide messenger RNA. Its product is annotated as spliceosome-associated protein CWC15 homolog. Gene Ontology annotation, molecular function: RNA binding. The record is from RefSeq and is a predicted model, not a curated record. Gene Ontology annotation, cellular component: catalytic step 2 spliceosome. NCBI's taxonomy places the organism in Eukaryota, Metazoa, Cnidaria, Anthozoa, Scleractinia, Pocilloporidae. Gene Ontology annotation, biological process: mRNA cis splicing, via spliceosome.